Molecule: messenger RNA, 342 nt
Organism: Ilex paraguariensis (yerba mate)
Lineage: Eukaryota; Viridiplantae; Streptophyta; Magnoliopsida; Aquifoliales; Aquifoliaceae
Source: the annotation of a GenBank genome assembly
UACAGCGCUGAUGCUAGGCUUAUGGCUGAGUUUGAGCAGUCUGGUGAGUCUGGCAAGUCCUUUAACUACUCGAGAUCAAUUUGGAGCCUGCGCACUCGGGUAAUCCUGCAAGCGACAUUGUCGCUUGCUAGAGCAAUGCUGUCACAGAAACUUGCUGUUCGAGCAAUUUCUAGACUGCAAUCUCUCCCUGGAGGAGAUAUAGGUGGUUUGUGUGACACUGUUGUGGAAGAUGUUCAGAAGCUUACUGGCUAUGACAGGGUUUUGGUGUAUAAGUUCCAUGAUGAUGAUCAUGGUGAAGUUGUGUCAGAAAUUAGGAGGUCUGAUUUGGAACCUUAUUUGUGA